This is a messenger RNA of Coccomyxa subellipsoidea C-169, 2136 nucleotides long. Its product is annotated as NADPH-cytochrome P450 reductase. The coding region runs from base 118 to 2136 and encodes 672 amino acids. Gene Ontology annotation, cellular component: cytosol. The record is from RefSeq and is a predicted model, not a curated record. The transcript is spliced from 9 exons. Gene Ontology annotation, molecular function: FMN binding; NADPH-hemoprotein reductase activity; flavin adenine dinucleotide binding. Lineage: Eukaryota; Viridiplantae; Chlorophyta; Trebouxiophyceae; Coccomyxaceae.
GGCUGAGCACCUGCUGGAUCUGGCCACGCAGAGACAGAUUCGUUAUUAGUGAGUGGGGAUCAUUGUGCGCAUUGAAGAGCAAGAGAGUUUGGGGGACAGAAGUUACAGGCAAGGUCAAUGUCCGACCAGCUAGCGUCGCAGCCGCUGCUGCCCGCGCUGGGUCUGGCCUCGGUCAUCGUUCUGGUGCUCUCCAUAGUGGUCCUACUGUAUCGGCAUCGCAGCAGCAAGCCAGGGGCCGGCCGCAAGGCCUCAAUAUUCCUGAACGGCGAGCAGGCAGCCAACAAGGAGGACGACAGACCGAAGGUCUGCAUUCUCUUCGGCACGCAGACCGGGACUGCGGAGAGGUUCUCUAAGCAAUUGAAGUCGGAACUGGCAACACGGUAUGGCGAGGGAAACCGGUAUGAGGUGCUGGACAUGGAGGAGUUCAAAGCGGAGGAGCUGCACAAGGAGACAGUGGUUUUUUUCAUGAUGGCCACCUACGGCGAUGGAGAGCCGACAGAUAAUGCAGCAGACUUCUAUGGGUGGCUCCUGAAGGCCUCCUCGGAUGUGGACAAGGGAAUAGGGAACGGCAAGCUCUUGGAGGGCGUGUCCUUUGGCGUUUUUGGCCUGGGCAACAAACAGUACGAGCACUUCUGCGCUGUGGGCAAGCGCGUGCACAAGGCGCUGGUCAACCUAGGAGGUCGCGCUCUGGUGCGCCGCGGCGACGGCGACGAUGACGAAGACAUCGAGGCCGACUUUGAGUCAUGGCGGACGGAGCUGUACGCCUCCCUGGACAAGUCUGAUGUGCUCGCCAAGAGCACGACUGGCGAGCCAGGAGUGACACAGAUCGUGGCGGCGGCAGAAACAGUGCCCAGCUACCAGGUGGAGAUCCUGACUGGCGCGGACGCGGCGGGGGCCGAGGAUGUUUCCACUGAUGCGCCGGUGUCCGGCAACGGCACCAGCAAGGACUCACCCUUCCUUGCGCGCAUCGGGGUGGUGCGCGAGCUGCACUCGCCGCAGUCCGACCGCUCCUGCGUCCACAUUGAGCUGGAUGUCAGCGGCUCUGACAUCAGCUAUGAGGCUGGAGACCACGUGGGCAUCCUGCCAGAGAACAGCAGCGAGUCGGUUGAGCGGGCGGCAGCCGCAUUAGGGUACCCACCAGAGACAGUGUUCAGGUUGAGCGUGCCCGAGGGCAACCCCCAGAAGAUGGCGCAGCCCUUUGCAGGUGGCGCGAUCACGCUGAGGGCGGCACUGGCGCGGUAUGCGGAUCUGCUGUCGCCGGUGAGUAAGCCGGCGCUGCAGGCGCUGACAGCAUUUGCGGACGGCGAGGAUGCGGCGCGGCUGCACCGGCUGCUGUCGCCAGAUGGCGCCGCGGAGUACAAGGCGUGGCACCAGCAGAGCCGCUGCCUGCUGGAGGUCCUCGAAGAAUUCCCCAGCAUCAAGCCCCCGCUGGGCGUCUUCUUCGGCUCUGUUAUGCAGCGGCUGCAGACGCGGUUCUACUCCAUCUCAUCGUCCCCCCUGCCGCACCCCAAAUCCAUCCAUGUCACCUGCGCCGUCGUCCUGGAAACCACCGCCACAGGGCGGGUGCACGAGGGCAUUACGUCGUACUUCUUGAAGCAAAAGGCGCCGGGCGCGCGCGUGCCGGUGUUUGUGCGGCACAGCAGCUUCCGGCUGCCGCGCGAUCCGGCCGCGCCCAUCGUCAUGGUCGGCCCCGGCACCGGCCUCGCGCCGUUCCGCGGCUUCCUGCAGGAGCGCGCCGCCCUCGCCGCUAAAGGCACCAAGCUGGCCCCGGCGUACCUGUUCUUUGGCUGCCGUAAGCGCGCGCACGACUACAUCUACCGCGAGGAGCUGGAGGCCUGGGCGGCGGACGGCACCAUCACCAAGCUCUUCGUGGCCUUCUCGCGCGACGGCAAAACCAAGGAUUACGUGCAGCACCACAUGGCGCGCGAGUCAGCGCUGAUCGCCCCCGUUCUUCGCGAGGGCGCCGGCGCCGGCGGUCACUUCUACGUGUGCGGGGACGCCAAGCACAUGGCCAAGGAUGUUGCGCGGGCGGCGGUGGCAAUUGUGGAACAGGCGAAUGGCGUGAGCACGGGACAGGCUGAGGCCGUUCUCAAGCGCAUGUCGGACGCCGGCCGUAUCCAGAAGGACGUCUGGUAG